This is a messenger RNA of Rhinichthys klamathensis goyatoka, 681 nucleotides long. RefSeq names its product histone-lysine N-methyltransferase, H3 lysine-79 specific-like. The coding region runs from base 193 to 603 and encodes 136 amino acids. The transcript is spliced from 2 exons. Lineage: Eukaryota; Metazoa; Chordata; Actinopteri; Cypriniformes; Leuciscidae. The record is from RefSeq and is a predicted model, not a curated record.
CAUUCUUGAUUUCUCUCUUGCUGCAGAUCUUUUGUGGAGGAGCAGAGACUGCAAGGCAGGGUGACGGCGGCGUUUGUUAAAAAAAAAUGGGAAAACCUGAAACAAAAAUACAAAGAUCUGAAAUGUCCGCAGACGGGGGUGAGCACUGAGGAUGGAGAGCCCACAGCAGCAUCCUGGAAGUGGUACACUGCCAUGGAUGAGGCAAUUGGGGGCAGACCCUCCAUCUCUCCUCCUGCCCUCGUUGCCUCAUGUGGGCCGGAUGCUGCUGUGGUCUCUUCAUCCUCAGUGAGGCCAGAGCCAGCAAGAGCCAGGAAAAGGGCUAUAGAUGUGGAGGAGCUGAUCCGGGACAUGGAGGAGCGAGAAGAGGAGAGAGAGCGGAAGGCAGCUGAGAGGGAGGAGAGGCUGUGGAGAGAAAUGGAGGAGAAGGAGGACAGAAGAGAACGGGAGAGACGAGAGAGAGAGGAAAGACAAGAAAGAGAAGUAAGAGAAAGAGAAGAGAGAUGGCACCGGGAGGCAGUCGAGAGAGAGGAAAGGAGAGAAAGAGAAACCAACGAAAGGGAUGAAAGGUUCCUUUCUGUUCUUCAGAUGCUCGCCAAAAAAUAAAUUAUUUGACAAAAAACAUCUUCUGAUCUUUUGCACAUUUGGGUUGAUGUGAAUUAAAUUUGUGAAUAAAAAUGGGAA